AUGUCGGCUUACGACAUUACACAGUACAAAACACCUAGCGAACUGGCCGAGCUGGUGAUGAACGGCUCUGAUAGCGGUUCAGAUAGCGAUGUGGAAGUUAUAGCUGUGAUAAACAAGAAGGCUGACAACAACGUGGCACCGGAGCGGCGGAAAAGUGUACCAUCAGAAGAUACUAGCGAAAAGGAGAUCAAGAGAGAAGAAGAAGAAGUAAUAGAAGAACUUCGGAGAAGAACUAUCAAUGUUGCAUUAGAAGAAGAAGUCAAAGAGAACCGGAAUUCAUCUCAAACCAACGUCAAAUCUCCAUUGAAAAUGGCUCCGACGACUACUUCUCCAAGAACCCCCUCCAAAGAUAACAAAUCGCAUAGAGAAAGGUCUCACCGAAGCGGAGCAACUCCCACAAAUUCGGCACCAUCUUCUAAAAAACGGCCCGCCCUCUCUUCUUCAAGUGGCAAGUCAUCACCACGUGAUAAACCUAACACUCCAUCGAAUCAGUCAAUUCUUCGAUUUUUCACGCCGACAACUACCCCCAAACAAAACGGAACACCGUCAAAAACGCCACGAACAGAUUCAAACACUCUAACAUCUCCAAGACGUCCUACAAGUACUAGAACGUCGUCAAGCAUUUUGACAGCUACCGUUUCCCCGAGAGAUCACAAUAGAGAUAUCGCUCAAGCAAACGUAAAAAGCCCCCGCUCUAGAACAGUAUCUUUUGGGUGUUCAACCAGUGAAAACGCCACGUCAUCUGGCCCAUCGACAACACCCCACGGCGCCGCUAAACGUGUACGACCACUCUCGGAGAGUUCUCCACCAAACGGCCCGUCGACAUCGUCUGGCAUACCGCCAAAACGACGGAGUGAGAAUAUUAAUCGUCGAGAUAGUCUGAAUAUUCCAGUCCUUCGCGCCAGGCAAGAUCUAAAUCUAACAGCGUCUUCUUCAACUCCUUCUACUUCUACUUCUACUUCAUCUUCAUCUUCAACAACGAAUUCCAACGCCCGACGGACGAGAACUGAAGGAGUAUCCAGACGAUCAACAGAUAGAGCCGUCCCUCCCCCCACUAGUACUCAACAAAGUAGGCAAACUGACCCGAGAAGAGGAUCAAUUCUGAAACGGAAAGCCACGGAAACGAGUGAAAGUCAGCAAACAAAGGUUAUCAAAACGAUAGUCGAACAAACUGAACCGGUGGCUCCCCCAACAAUUUCCAAUGAUCCAGAUGAGCUCAGGUUGAUCGCUUACUAUAGUGACGAGGAACCAGAGGACCCGAUCACUGUAGAAGACACUGGCAGACGGCAUGAAAAGCUGUUGAGAGUGCCGGUGGCAUUGAUAACGCAUCCGGAUUUAGAAGAAACGAGAUACCCGCCUUCGCGUCGCGGAAACAAGACGAACAAGACUAACAAGAGGAGAAAGAAGGCGUCAGAGGAGACGACGACGGUGGAAACGAGCAAAAAUCUAUCGUAUAGAGUCAAUCGACGAGUGAAAGUGAUUCGAAAGUUUGUGCCGAGAAUACCAAAAAGUUGUUUCGAAGCGCUCAGAGCCAGAGAGUUAGGCUCCUCCGAACGGAAGAGGCCGUUCACUGGAAUUCCAUCGAGGAAGUUUGAUACACGAGACAAUAAGCAAUACGGAAACGGACAAAAAAUGAAUUGGGAUGUUCAGGCGGUUUAUCAGUGUGAGGAUGAUGCGGAAUACUCUUUUGUCUUGUACGAAGGCUGGACGAGCACCUCAAUGGAUAGACAAAAAAAUUCAGAGUUGCUAGUGACAUCCAAAGAAAUGCUUGAACUGGCAGUCAUAAGAGACACUUUUCUCGCAGCAUUCAAAAAACGUGCCGAACAAAAAGCCAGAGAGUUUGUCGCGAAGAGCGCGGAGAAAGGUGAAGUUGUUUCAUUUGAAACUGCACUGGAGAGGUUCUACAACAAAUGGGCGCCACCGAGAGAAACAUGGAGACCGUUUUGGCUUCAUGAAGAUGUGACCUACUUUCACACUUUGCAUCAUAAAGAGCAUAUACUCGGUCCGAUUUGGUACAUGGACUUGAUCAACGCGUCGGCAGAAAAACCACCCGAGUAUGGGUACACUGCUGUGAAUAUUCUGACUUACGAGGCAUACAUGCACUGCAAAAACAGUUUGGCCAGCUUGCCAUUCGAACAAUUGGCCGAGAAGAUUAUCGGCAAGAACUACGUAUUUCUGCCAGCAAGCGAAGGGUCAUGCGAGAAUUUAGCAGGAUGCAAAUGUACUGCUAGAUUCGAGUUACUUUACGGCGCACACAAUCCGAAUAAUGUCUACACGACAACGAAAGAAAUCUUACUUCAAAAAGACGGAACCAUCGAUUUGACUGGAUACUAUUUCGAUCUCUCCAGAGUGAUUGUGGAGUGUUCGGACGAGUGUGGAUGUAGUUGGCGGUGUCCUCGUAGACGACUUCAACAAGGCCAAACGAAACCCGUGGUUGUUUGUCGUGAGCAUGGCAAAGGGUACGGUCUUCGUGCCGCUCAAUCAUUCAAAAAGGGAGAGCUUGUGUGUGAAUACACCGGGAACAUGUUCAUGCUCGAUCCGGACGAGAUUCAUCCUAUUUAUACUAUUCCAUUCCGUACGGAAAAGAUAGAAGAAAGGAAUGCGAAACAGAAGAAACAAGUUGAAGAGCCGCGAAGAGAGGAGAAAAAGGAACCUCCUCGUGAUGCAUCAUAUGAGGCUGCGUUGAAUGUUACCGGCAGAGAAAUGGUUAUUUGUGCGAAAAAUAAUGGAAAUAUAGCCCGCUUCGUGAACCACGCAUGUGACCCGAAUACCGCAUUCUUUGAAGUAGACAGUCGUCGCUAUAUUGAGGAUCCACUGAUUCCACGUGUUGCUAUAUAUGCCAUAAAGGAUAUCGAAAUUGCUGAGGAGAUCAAUGUAGCCUAUUGGGAUCCAUUAUUGAAGUAUUCAAAACUGUCGACCUUGGAGUGCGAUUGUGGAGCCGAAAAAUGUAUCAAAUUUCUUCCUACGGAGAAUACAACAAUUGAUUAA
Messenger RNA from Caenorhabditis remanei, 2988 nucleotides. RefSeq lists its product as uncharacterized. The coding region runs from base 1 to 2988 and encodes 995 amino acids. The record is from RefSeq and is a predicted model, not a curated record. The transcript has 8 exons. Gene Ontology annotation, molecular function: protein binding; histone H3K9 methyltransferase activity. NCBI's taxonomy places the organism in Eukaryota, Metazoa, Nematoda, Chromadorea, Rhabditida, Rhabditidae. Gene Ontology annotation, cellular component: nucleus.